AUGUUCCAUCUUAUUUUGGGUAUAUUAAUUGGACUUACUCUUACCUUGACUCUAAGUACGCUAUUAAUUGCUUGCAUAUUUGAAGAUAAACCCGAAUCAGUCUCAAUUAUAGUAAAGACAUCACUAAUGAUUCAAAUUGUGAUACAAACAUUCUGCGCUUUAGUUUACCUAUACUUCUUUUGUAUAAUUAGUAAAUUUGUAAAGGAAUUUUUGCCAGAUGGGCUUAUUAGAGACUAUAGUCUUAAAAGCACUAAAAUACUGUUUAUCACAUUUUUUAUUGGAAUAAUAAUCAGAGCAUUUGUUCUCUGGACUAUUGUUUUCGAUGUUAUAAGCUAACUCGACAAGAUAUUCACUGGGGAUCAAAGAGAGGUUAUAGAGUAAAUUGCUUCAGGUCUUCUUAAUUUUACAGAAAUUGUGAUAAUAUUUUGUUUCAUAACCAUACUAAGAGACGCUAAAAAAUCUUAACUAGUUAUUUAAAUCGAAAAAGAAGAAUAACAAAGGAGGAAAACAAAUAUCAAUGCAUCUACUUCAUUAAAGCAUAAAUCUCAUAAUUCUAGUAGAAUAUCAGUCUUAUCAUAGAAUUUAAUUUCGAAUUAGAAUUCGUAAAUAGCAUUGUACGAUCAUCGACUUUAGUCACCAGUUGCUUCAAAUGAUGGUAUAAAUUAAUUUCCGGAGGAAAAAUAUAUGAACGAAGAUUUCGAAAAGCAGCUUGAAGUGAGUAGUGUAAAUCUAAGUUUAGCCUAAUAUGAGACAUCGGAAUUCGGUGACUCAGUUAUAGAUAGUAAUCAAAGAGAAUAUAUCUUAAAAGAAACUGCUUUUAAGUUACUAGAUGAGUGA
Messenger RNA from Stylonychia lemnae, 837 nucleotides. Lineage: Eukaryota; Ciliophora; Spirotrichea; Sporadotrichida; Oxytrichidae. The record is from the annotation of a GenBank genome assembly.